CCUUGCAAAUUAUGAAGUUGCUGAUGUUUGUCAUUUAUGUGAGAUCGAGAAAUCAAGGGGCAUUUGGGCAGGUUUCUGAGAGUGCCUGCCUAUGUGCUUUCAUGGGCAGCCUUACAGCUCUCACCCCUCCCCGUCCCCUGGGACAAGAAUAGUUCCUGUAUCAUCUUUUGAAAUAUACCUGAGCAUAUUUGUACCAAAACAGUGAUGGGGAGUGGGGAGGUUUUUGGUUGGUUGGUUGUUGUUUUGGUUUGGUUUUGGUUGUUUUGGUUUUGUGAUUGUGCUUUUGAAUUUCAGACAGAAAGACUAAAUGUACUGUUUGAGUCCGUUCUGCAAGGACUAAGCUAAUUAAGUGCUAAUUGACUUUCCAGCACCUAUAAAGAGGUAAUUCACCAAUCCCAUCUCCUGCAAUGGUAAACUGCAAUGGCUAUUAGCACGUAAAGGACUGCCAAGUCCUAUAAUAAGCAUUAUAGUCAUAAAUAGUAAAUAAAUACUAUUUAUUUAUUUGCAUUGGUAGUGAGAGCAAAGACAGAGGCCAAAUAAAGGUAGGAGUGUUCUUAACGGAUGAUUCAGUCUGGGUACCUUGCGGUCCUUCCCCGCUGAGGCUGUCGUGUGCUGCAGUCACGCCUCUCACCGCCAGCCUGCACUGGGAUGAUAAUCAGUCACUAUGAAAACUCAUUAGCUCCACAGCAAUGAGCCCUCCACUGCUGAAGCUUGGUGCUGUUCUUAGUACCGUGGCAAUGAUCUCUAACUGGAUGUCCCAAACUCUCCCAUCUCUGGUAGGACUAAAUAGCACCAGACUGUCCACUUCAGAUACUCUAACUCAGAUUAGCCCCAAGGAGGGGUGGCAAGUUUAUAGUUCAGCCCAAGAUCCUGAUGGCCGUUGCAUUUGUACUGUUGUUGCACCCGAACAAAACCUAUGUUCAAGAGAUGCCAAGAGCAGACAACUCAGACAGCUGCUAGAGAAGGUUCAGAAUAUGUCCCAAUCUAUUGAAGUUUUAAAUCUACGGACUCAGAGGGAUUUCCAGUAUGUUUUAAAAAUGGAAACACAAAUGAAAGGGCUGAAGGCCAAGUUUCGGCAAAUUGAAGAUGAUCGGAAGACAUUAAUGACAAAGCAUUUUCAAGAGCUGAAAGAAAAGAUGGAUGAGCUCCUUCCACUGAUCCCAGUUCUGGAACAAUACAAAACUGAUGCCAAACUAAUUACCCAGUUCAAGGAAGAAAUUAGGAAUCUGUCUACUGUCCUCACUGGGAUUCAGGAAGAAAUUGGUGCUUAUGACUAUGAGGAACUACACCAGAGGGUGCUCAGUUUAGAAACCAGGCUUCGAGACUGCAUGAAAAAGCUCACAUGUGGCAAAUUGAUGAAAAUUACAGGCCCCAUUACAGUCAAGAUCUCCGGAACCCGAUUUGGAGCCUGGAUGACAGAUCCAUUAGCAUCAGAGAAAAACAACCGAGUCUGGUACAUGGACAGUUACACUAACAAUAAAAUUGUCCGCGAAUAUAAAUCGAUUGCCGACUUCGUCAGUGGGGCUGAAUCACGGACAUACAACCUUCCUUUCAAGUGGGCGGGAACCAACCACGUUGUCUACAAUGGCUCCCUCUAUUUCAACAAGUAUCAGAGCAACAUCAUCAUCAAAUACAGCUUUGACACUGGGCGGGUGCUUGCACAGCGUAGCCUUGAGUAUGCCGGCUUUCACAAUGUCUACCCUUACACCUGGGGUGGCUUUUCUGAUAUUGACCUGAUGGCAGAUGAGAUUGGGCUAUGGGCUGUGUAUGCCACCAACCAGAACGCAGGCAACAUCGUCAUCAGCCAGCUAAACCAAGACACGCUGGAGGUGCUGAAGAGCUGGAGCACAGGCUACCCAAAGAGAAGUGCUGGGGAAUCCUUCAUGAUCUGUGGCACCUUGUAUGUUACUAACUCUCACCUAACAGGAGCCAAGGUCUACUACUCUUACUCCACCAAAACCUCCACUUAUGAAUACACAGACAUUCCUUUCCAUAAUCAGUAUUUUCAUAUAUCCAUGCUUGACUACAAUGCAAGGGAUAGAGCUCUCUAUGCCUGGAAUAACGGACAUCAAGUCCUGUUUAAUGUCACCCUUUUCCACGUCAUUAAGACUGAAGAUGAUACAUAAUUCUCUUUCCCUUUCCUUUCCCUCACCUCCCCCCCUCAAAGCAGUGUCAUUUGUGAUAAAUUCUAAAGCCUUCAUCUCUCUCCAUUCCUUUUAAUUUACAUUUCCGUUUUUCAUUAAGGAAAAGCAACAUUUUGUACUACACAAUGCAUUUCAAAUAUGGCUGAGCCUGUCAAAAAUGACCUGUUGGAUAUAAAAGCAUCUUAACUCAUGAUUCUACAAGGUCUUGAUGGACCUUAUUGUGAAAAGCACUAAAGAGGAUUUAAGUGGCUAAAGACAGUUUUAAAAAGAUUAUGAUCUGCCUUAUUGUAGAGUCAGAGACUUAUGGUGGCUUAAAUGCAUGAAUGUCUUUUUUUUUUUUUUAACCUCAUUUUUGGUUUUAAUCUAUUGUUCAACAUCAGGAAACAUUUUGGUAGCAGACAUAUUGCACAUUGUAUUUUUUAUUUAUUCUAAAGGAAAGAUUUAGGAAUUUAAUUUACAUGAACAUGGAGUAGGACUCAUUUUGCCAUCAACCAAUUUCAGAUGUGGUGCUGUAUAGUAUGUUUUUAAAUCUCUUGCAAACAUUUUAUCAACAGUAUGUAUUUCUACCAUUGUAACCACCAUUGUGCAAUUGUAUCUCUUCUGUGAAAGUAAACUAAGUACUAUUUUUUAUAAAAUAUAUUGAAGCUUAAUUGCA
Molecule: messenger RNA, 2799 nt
Organism: Oxyura jamaicensis (ruddy duck)
Lineage: Eukaryota; Metazoa; Chordata; Aves; Anseriformes; Anatidae
Gene: OLFM3
Product: olfactomedin 3
Exons: 6
Coding region: 690-2126 (478 amino acids)
Biological process (GO): signal transduction
Source: RefSeq, a predicted model, not a curated record